AUGGUUUAUUGGAGACUGCUUUUCUUCCUUUCACAUACCCUCAUCACCAACACCAUCACCAUCACCACUGCUCAGCCUAAUUUCAUAUUCAGUUUCUGUGUGCCUAAUCCAAAUAACAAAACUACUACUUAUGAGGCAAACCUCAAGACCCUCCUUUCUUCUUUCUCCUCAACCAUUAACAGAUAUGGAUUUUACACUGCUUCUCAUGGCCAAAAUUUUGAUAGAGUUAAUGCAUUAGGGCUUUGUAGAGGAGAUGUUGAACUCGAUUUUUGUCGUAGCUCUGUGUCAAUGAUUCUACUCAUAAGCUCAUACAAGUUUGUCCAAACUACACGGAGGCAAUCGCGUGGCAAUACCACAACUAUUGUUAUAAUUAUUGCCACCUCUGUCACUGGCACUGUCACUAUUCUUAUAGUUCUCUUUACCAUCUUUCUCAGAAAGCGAAAGCAUAAGAAGCCAACAGAGAAAAUUGAUAUUACGGAUGAAAUCAGUGCCGUAGAAUCCUUACAAUACUAUUUUAGUGCUAUAAAGGAUGCUAGAGACAACUUCUCUGAUAGUAACACGCUUGGACAAGGUGGAUUUGGGCCUGUUUACAUGGGUACACUUCCAAAUGGACAAGAUAUAGCUGUGAAGAGGCUAUCCAAAAAUUCUGGACAAGGUGAAGUGGAAUUUAAGAAGGAAGUUUGUUGGUGGCCAAACUUCAACAUAGGAAAAUUUGCCAAGGAUUUUAGUGGUUAUAUGCCACCAGAGUACAUAAUGUAUGGGCAAUUCUCAGUUAAAUCAGAUGUUUUUAGCUUUGGAGUAUUAGUUCUAAAAAUCGUAAGUGGACAGAAGAACAAUCAUUUUCAAAAAGCGGAGAAUGCGGAGUACCAUCUAACCUAUACAUGGAAAAAUUGGAAGGAUAAAAGGGCUUCAAAUGUGGUAGACCCCACCAUAUUGGAGGCUAGUUCAAAUUGUGUACAAGACAUAAUGAGAUGUGACAUGGCUAAGCCCAUAAAGGGUAUAGCCCACCACUUAGGACCCAAUGCAUAA
Messenger RNA from Camellia sinensis, 1029 nucleotides. NCBI's taxonomy places the organism in Eukaryota, Viridiplantae, Streptophyta, Magnoliopsida, Ericales, Theaceae. The record is from RefSeq and is a predicted model, not a curated record.